Molecule: messenger RNA, 604 nt
Organism: Ruditapes philippinarum (Manila clam)
Lineage: Eukaryota; Metazoa; Mollusca; Bivalvia; Venerida; Veneridae
Exons: 2
Coding region: 189-542 (117 amino acids)
Source: RefSeq, a predicted model, not a curated record
UGAUUUCAGGCGCACCAAAACCAAAAGACCCACCAAAGUUCAAAGUUAUUACAAAGCAAUUUAACCCAAGUAUAUGUACAUGUGGUGAUCACGAGUGUGAGCCUCAUUACAGAUUGGAACGAGAGGUUGUUUGGCUGGAAAAAGAGGUCGAUUGUAAAACAGAAAGGGAGUUGAAGGAAGUUGACGAGAUGGCCGACAUGGUAGCAUCAAGCAACAGUAGAAUAAAUGAAAUCACACAGAAAUUUGAGCUCUGCAAAGAUGUUGAUAAUGAAGAGCUGUCUGACGGGGAAGGGGAAGAAGAAGAAAAAUAUGAUGAUGAUAAUGAUGACGAUGAUGAUCACGAUGAAGGUGAUGACAACGAUGCUGCUGCUGAUGAUGAUAAUCACGAUGUUGCUGAGGGAUCUGAGAUUGGUGCAACUGAUGACAAAGUAGUUAUUGUUAGUUCUGAUGAGGAAUAUGGAUCAGCUUUUGGCAUUCUGAUGGUGUACUGUAACAGCGAGAUUCAUACUACAUGGGGUGUCAAGGAAAGCAACAGCUACUAGAUACACGAUGAAACUUUUGAAAUGAUUUGUUCAAAUUCUUUUUUCCAAUGGUACAAUUAAUC